Gamsiella multidivaricata is the source of this 1296-nucleotide messenger RNA. RefSeq lists its product as uncharacterized. The transcript has 5 exons. Bases 1 to 1194 code for a protein of 397 amino acids. The record is from RefSeq and is a predicted model, not a curated record. Lineage: Eukaryota; Fungi; Mortierellomycota; Mortierellomycetes; Mortierellales; Mortierellaceae.
AUGGACCUUCUGGAUAAGCAGCCAUUUGGCCCGAAUCCUUACUUUGUCUCAGCUCGAUUCAGGGGUUCGCAUCUUUUCUGCAUGCAGAAAUAUACUGGUCCAGAUGGCACAAGGAUACCCAGCAAGGACGGCAUUGAGGCCAAUGCCUACCAUAUCCGGCGGCUCUUCAUGCUCCACGGAUCAGCGGCUUCCCUCUUGGAUGCUUCACACACUCUAGAUCCUGAGUCCUUGAACAAGUGGCCCGAGUUACCUGCGAUGGAGCGUCUAGCCUCCAGUAUCGGCUCCGGUCUGUUACCUCAGCACCAGCCCGAUAUCAUACAGAGGGUUCGAUACAUUACGCUGGUAGCCAUGAAGAACCGUGUUAAAUAUAGCAACAUGAAUUGGUCCAACCCUUACCGUAUGCGAGGGUUCCGCCUAGAUAUGAGCGUAGACGCCCCCUUAUGGAACCUUCUCACCCGGCAAUUGAGCGCCAGAAAGUUAGGAUACGUCUUGGCAUACAUCCGUCCGUCCAGGAGAGGAGGCGACCUCGCUAUUGCAGCACUGUAUAAAAAGCCUGCAUUCGCUCCCUUCUUUCAGAUCAUUAACCCCAUCUUCUCUUGCUUCACAACUUCUACAACCACCACCACCACCACCACCGCAACAACAACUACUACUACUACCAUGAAGUUCCUGUCCUCUUCUGCGAUCCUCUCGCUUCUCCCUGAGCAGCCUGUUGAACCCGUUCAUGGCAAGCCCGAGCCUGUCAACUCCGUCCAUGGCGAGCCUGUCAACUCCGUCCAUGGCGAGCCUGGCAAGCCUGUCAAGCCCACCCAUGUCAAGUCCCACACCAAGCCCACCCACGUCAAGCCAAAGUCCCACCCCAAGCGCGAUCUGGAGGAGCGUGCUGAGCCUGUCAAUGGCAAGCCCGAGCCUGUCAAUGGCAAGCCUGAGCCUGUCAAUGGCAAGCCCGAGCCUGUCAAUGGCAAGCCUGAGCCUGUCAAUGGCAAGCCUGAGCCUGUUAAGCCCACCCAUGUCAAGCCCCACCCAAAGCCCACCCAUGUCAAGCCUCAUCUGAAGCCCAAUCCCAAGCGCUCUUUGAAGAAUGGUGCGGAUCCCGCCCGUGGCAAGCGUCACCCCAAGCCUAUCCACACCGAGCCUACUCACUCCAAGCCUGCUCACCCCAAGUCUACUCCCGCUAAGCCUGUUCAACUCUGAAUGAGAUACCGUAGACGAGCGACGCAGAGCAUAGAGAUGGAAUUUGAUUAGUAUACAGUAGAUGGAGGAUAAAUAAUGGUAUGACAGACCGUUGUUGUGCGC